Cadophora gregata is the source of this 1612-nucleotide messenger RNA. RefSeq lists its product as uncharacterized. The record is from RefSeq and is a predicted model, not a curated record. The transcript is spliced from 2 exons. Gene Ontology annotation, molecular function: protein binding. NCBI's taxonomy places the organism in Eukaryota, Fungi, Ascomycota, Leotiomycetes, Helotiales, Ploettnerulaceae. Bases 122 to 1312 code for a protein of 396 amino acids.
CAUGAUUCGAGCAAUCUUUCCAUCAGUGUUUUAUCAAUUAUGGACUUCUCAUGAGGUGGAUAUCUGACAAUAAAACUAAUACCAAUUGAACCUCUGGCCGCAGCCAAAUCAGGCGCACAAGAUGAACGCAUCAAUAUGUCGGCCAAUCACUAGACAUUCUUGCAGGAGGACCACAGCUCUCGUCAGGCAAGGGUUCCUCGGAAUAGCGGUGCCCAAGAAUCUGGCUCUACCAGAACUCGAGUUGAACACUUCCCCUAUCCACGGUCGCCGCCUCAUGCAUCAUACUCCAUGGCUGUCCAGCUCCCUAAAGAGAGUAAGAAUACGCAAAACAAGUGGGCCUGCUCGGCCUGAGCAUAUCCUACCACCAACUUCGAUCCUGCGAACAGCUUAUAAGUCCGGAGCACUUACAAUAGCACCCGAAAAAGUCCUAGAAUUUCUUCAAGAGUUCCAUACUCAGAGCUUGGUGAACACCCCAGGAUGGGAGCGAACAGUAUGCCUGGAUCACGAUAUCGAUCCUUGGACUUUAGGCAUAAUUGCUGGCAUCCUAGACAAAUGCGAGAGUCCAAACCAGAAGAGAUUCGGUAGAGACCUCCUCUUCACCGCUGCGUCGUUCGGAGAUCUUGCAUCCAAUUUCAACCUUGUCUAUGCAGCUACUAAGCAAGGACGACUCGAUGACGUUACGCAGCCAUUGCAGCAAGUCGGUCUCCUUGCCAAGACGGGCCACGAUCCUCAGGCUAUGACGCUCUUGGGAAUGGCUCUCUUUUCGCAGCGGAAAGAGGACGAUGCGUUGGUGUGGCUCCGCAAAGCCUCGGCCGGCUUUUUGGACUUUCCAGGUGCCGCCGACGCGCUCGUUCUUGAGGGUCGAAUUCUCAUGUCAUAUGAUAAAAAGGGUGCUAUGGCGGUGUUCCAACGAGCCGCUGACGAAUUGGACGACCCUAACGCAUAUUUCUACCUUUCAAAACUACAGCCGCCUGGAUCUGCGACUCAUGAGAUGUACUUGGCUAAAGCCGCUGCUUCAGGGGUAUUGGAGGCAUGCCAUAACCUUGGUGCUCUGGAGCUGGCUAAGAUCAAUAAGAGAGUACAGAAACCAAAAUCAAUGGAUGAUUAUGGGUUGGCGAGGGACUGGACCGAGGUUGCCGCCGUGGGAGGAUUUGGUCUGAGCCUGUUGAACAUGGCGUUGAUGUGUAGGAAUGUUGGGCUGCGAGCGCAGGGAUUGGUGUGGUUACAGAAAGCUGAAAAAGAUGCUAAGGUACGCGAUGAAGUACAAGCAUGGAGGCAAAGAUGGAAGAGUGAAGACACCUUACGAGGAUGAGGAAUGUAGAUGAGUAUGGACUGGUGACAGCCUCAGGACGACCCAAUUGCUUCGCUUGAGGAUCACAAACAUUGAUACUGCACGCUAAAUGUUCAAAUAUCGUGGCUUAUGUAAUUUCUAGAGGAACAUAAAAGGUCAUGGAAUGUAAAUUAGAAGGUUUUUGAAGGAGACGACUCGUUCCCCAGACACAACGGUGUAGGACUGAUGCUUGGAUAACGGCCUCUCUUCAACCUCAUGUCUGUGUGCUUGCUCGUAUUCAGACUUGUUUAAGACAAGAAUAUUUUACGCUGAAUACCGAGG